GUCUUCAAGAGGACGUACACCCUGGACAUGAAUUCAUCACUUUGAGCAGAGCUGUUGUAUAAACUCGGGAAAACAUGACAGGGGAGGCCUCCAGAGUGUUGAGGUUGUGUCUGCAUCACACGGCUUUGCUCCGAAGAUACCCACAUCCCAGCUCAUCACUCCAAGCAACCAGAUUCUUCAGUUCACACAGGGAAGGUAGGCGCAGAGGGCUGUUAUGGAAGACGCUUGCUGGGAUCUCUAUUGGCGUACCUGUGGCAGUGGGUGUCCAGUAUGCAGUGUCAGAACCCAGAGAGAGGAGGAAGAUGAGGAUUGUGAUUGAAGGAUUUGGUCGCUUCUGCAGAUCUCUCUCUGUGGGAAUCCUUAUCUCUGUGGAUUACUGGUGGACCACCAAUAUGACUCUUCGGGGCCUGGAUGAGAGCAGCCCAUCCUACCUGGCUGAGAUGUCAGCCUGCCACCAGAGGGCAGCAGAGGGCAUGGUGCAGGGCGCCGUCAGGAACGGAGGGAUAUACAUCAAACUCGGCCAAGGUCUGUGUUCGUUCAACCACCUCCUGCCCCCCGAGUACAUCCGCACCCUGCAAAUACUGGAGGACAAGGCCUUGAACAGGAGGUACAAAGAGGUGGAUGCUCUCUUCCAAGAAGACUUCAAGAAAACCCCAGAGCAGCUUUUUAAAGCGUUUGACUAUGAACCCAUAGCUGCUGCCAGCUUGGCACAGGUUCACAAGGCAGAGCUGUUUGAUGGGACUCCGGUGGCUGUGAAGGUGCAGUACAUUGACCUCAGGGAUCGAUUCGACGGUGAUAUCAGAGCACUGGAGAUCCUGCUGGAUAUUGUUAAGUUCAUGCACCCCAGUUUUGGAUUCCGCUGGGUUCUUAAGGACUUGAAGGGCACAUUGGCCCAAGAACUGGACUUUGAGAACGAGGCCAGGAAUUCUGAGAGGUGCGCACAGGAGCUGAAACACUUCAAAUUUGUCGUUGUGCCCAAAGUCUUCUGGGAGCAAACUAGUAAGAGGGUGCUGACAGCAGAGUUUUGCAACGGUUGCAAAAUCAACAACGUGGAACUCAUUAAAAGUCAAGGGUUAAGUUUGAAAGAUACUGCAGAUAAACUGAUUCAAACAUUUGCUGAGCAAAUAUUCUACACUGGUUUCAUCCACGCCGAUCCUCACCCUGGAAAUGUUCUGGUGAGACCAGGUCCUGACAACAAGGCAGAGCUGGUGCUGUUGGACCACGGACUGUAUGAAUACCUCACUCAAAAUGACAGAGUGGCCCUUUGUAAACUGUGGAGGUCCAUCGUCCUGCGAGAUGAGGCGGCAAUGGAGAAGUACUCUAAAGCGCUCGGGGUCAAAGAGUACUUCCUCUUCUGCGAGAUGCUGCUGCAGAGACCCAUCAACAUGCGGGAGCUGGGUCUGUCCAACAUCCUGAGCAGAGAGGAGACCACCUACAUGCGCGACAUGGCCAUCCACCGCUUCGAGAGCAUCAUGCAGGUGCUGAAGUCGAUGCCGCGGCCCAUGCUGCUCGUCUUCAGGAACAUCAACACGGUCCGAAGCAUCAACAUCACUCUGGGAGCGCCGGUGGAUCGCUACUUUGUCAUGGCCAAGAGUGCGGUUCGAGGCUGGGGGAAGAUUCAGGCGGAGAGGACGGGGAUCCUGCCCAGGCUCUGGGUCUUCCGCUGGGUGAGGACGUCGUGGGAGAGCCUCAAGUUUGAGCUGGCUUUGAGAUCGGAGAUGGCGAUGAUGAGUCUGACGCGUUCACUCCUGAGCCUGCUGUCGUACUUCGGUCUCAUAUCUCUGGACGCUGACAUGUACGAGUACCUGAGGUAGUGCACGUGUGAAGGAGCACAGCGUUAGGACCGUUUCCAAGCACAAGUUAAUGCAAUCCUAGAGCAAGGAGCCUUCACUUACUGCAGCAGCUCAGAGUGCUGCUCGUAAUGGUGCUGCUGGAGUGUUUCCACGCCAAAUCACAUCCCGGACUGUAACACAUAUGUCGUCUUCAAAAUGGGUGAGAAUGUAUUGAACUUCAGGACCAUAAAGCACCAAAUCUGCUCAAGAUUUAGACUCCCAGAGGCCACAGUGUCAAAACGUAAAAGCCUAUUGUAAUGUUUUUAAAUUAAAUUAAGGAUAUUACACAGUUUUUAGUAUUUACAUCAAUUUGUUUUAGUUUUAUCUUAGUAAAAUAAAUGUUAUUGAAAUCCAAAUUUGAGCUAUUUUAAAAGAAACUGGUAUAAAUUGACCUAUUUAUUCUCUCGAGUUAUUUUGUCGCAGCUGUAUCACCCUGGCUUUGCAAUACAUCGAACUGGGUCCUUGUAUUUCAUGAAUGUGUAAUAUUUGUACCGUGGUAAACGAAAUGUUAAGCUGCAUCCCCACAAGACAAACUGUCCAAAAACAAAAAGGCAAAAUAUUAAAUCUCCAAAUUGUUUCCCCUGAAAUAUUCAACUGUGACUAUACUGUGCAGGUUAGAUGUUUUUAAAUUAUUUAACAAUGUUA
Messenger RNA from Seriola dumerili (greater amberjack), 2477 nucleotides. RefSeq names its product aarF domain containing kinase 5 (gene adck5). The coding region runs from base 75 to 1814 and encodes 579 amino acids. The transcript has 15 exons. Lineage: Eukaryota; Metazoa; Chordata; Actinopteri; Carangiformes; Carangidae. The record is from RefSeq and is a predicted model, not a curated record.